Messenger RNA from Protobothrops mucrosquamatus (brown spotted pit viper), 681 nucleotides. RefSeq lists its product as uncharacterized. Lineage: Eukaryota; Metazoa; Chordata; Lepidosauria; Squamata; Viperidae. The coding region runs from base 1 to 681 and encodes 226 amino acids. Gene Ontology annotation, biological process: DNA integration. The transcript has 3 exons. Gene Ontology annotation, molecular function: nucleic acid binding. The record is from RefSeq and is a predicted model, not a curated record.
AUGUCCAAAAUCAGCCGUAUCUCGGAAUUUGAUACAUCACAUCCAGAACGCUGGAGUUCCUACGUGGCUCGAGUGGAGAAUUACUUCCGAGUAAACCAAGUACAUAGGUGGGAGGAGACACAUGCCCCUUGGUCGAGGGUUCAUAUCGACUACGCUGGGCCCUUUCAGGGGCAAUUCUUCCUUCUCCUCGUGGACAGCCAUUCCAAGUGGCUAGAGGUCAUUCCUGUCUCCUCCACUACUACUGCUAGGACCAUUCAGGUGCUGAGAGGGAUCUUCGCCUCACAUGGGCUUCCAGACGUCCUUGUCUCCGACAACAGACCCCAAUUCACUUCUUCGGAGUUUCAGGCUUUUCUACAGGCCAACUUGAUCUGGCACGCCACUUCAGCACCGUUCCAUCCAGCUUCCAACGGCCAGGCUGAGAGGAUGGUGCGCACUACCAAAGAUGCUCUCAAAAGACUCACUCAUGGCAGCUGGCAUCACAGGUUAGUUGACUUUCUUCUUUGCCAACGCACCACACCUUGCACAGCCACUGGGAAGAGCCCAGCAGAACUCUGCUGGGGUCGUAGAGGGCGCAUUUUCGCCAAAUUAGAUUUGGCCCAGGCCUAUCAGCAGCUGCCAGUGGACGAUGCCACGGCAGAGGCCCAAACCAUUGUGACUCACCAGGGAGCCUUCAAAGUGUGA